AUGAUGGGCGUUUCAUACGUAACGACCGAUCACAUCAAAAGUCACUUGCAGAAAUAUCGGAUGCAAAUGAAGAAAUCUGACGACAUCAUCUCAUCUUCUCCAGCUAUGAUCAGCAAUGAACAGGAGGCAGAGAAGAAGAAAAAGAAGCGAAAGAAUCAAACAAAAUCGGAAAAGGACAACACAAAGCAACUAAUAACUGUUGAGGAAAAAAAAUGUACAGAAUCGAUCGAACCAGCCCAGAAUAUUGCAUCUUGCUCAGCAUCUAGUACAGGACAAAGUAGCAACAAUUCUAUUGGAUUUAACAAUUGGAUGCAAUCAUCAAACAGCGGAUCUAGCUCAUCAACAACUACGACACCUUUUACAAUGGGGGUGGAACAACACGUUUCAGAAAGAGACAACGAGCAACAUCACAACGAGGCUAGUAACAGCAAUUUUUCCUUCCUUAAAAAAGUUUUUACUCACAGCGCUGAGUCGUUUCUGUUUGACAACACAAACAGCCAAUCUAGUUUUUUAAUUCCUUCACUCUCAAAUUUAGCAUCAGAGGAAAUAACAAGUAAUCAUUUGUCAGUUUUUGCUGAAUCUAACGCCAAGGAUAAUCUGAAUAUAUCUGGACAUUCUCUUGGGUUCAACAUUCAAAACGAUAAAGAAUUUGUGACGUCUUCAGCCAAAGAGUCCGAGAAAAAUCAAUACAGACAAGUAGGUCAGCAUACAUUGCCACAGCAGACAAAUCAGAAUAACGGUGAAGCUGUUCAGGCAGACCAAACAGCCACACCACAGGCUACUUCUUUUUUGGAGCAAUAUUCGUCGUUGCUGUUUGAUAUGUGUCGAACAGAUGAAGAAGUGCGCCAAUUAUUUCUUGAGGCGAAACAUUUAGCAAAAUCAGACGAUCAUUUUAUAUUCAUUCUGCAUGGCUUUAGAUUAGGGGUGUUGUCUGGCUUACGGAUGGCUAAACAACAACACAAAUAG
Messenger RNA from Naegleria lovaniensis, 966 nucleotides. RefSeq lists its product as uncharacterized. Bases 1 to 966 code for a protein of 321 amino acids. The record is from RefSeq and is a predicted model, not a curated record. The transcript is spliced from 2 exons. Lineage: Eukaryota; Heterolobosea; Eutetramitea; Acrasida; Naegleriidae.